This is a messenger RNA of Struthio camelus australis, 2639 nucleotides long. NCBI's taxonomy places the organism in Eukaryota, Metazoa, Chordata, Aves, Struthioniformes, Struthionidae. The record is from RefSeq and is a predicted model, not a curated record.
GGAGAGAGUGGCAAAAGCACGUUCAUCAAACAGAUGAGAAUCAUUCAUGGAUCAGGUUACUCUGAUGAAGAUAAAAGGGGCUUUACAAAACUGGUGUAUCAGAAUAUAUUUACAGCAAUGCAGGCCAUGAUCAGAGCCAUGGAUACCCUCAAAAUCCCAUACAAGCAUGAACACAAUAAGGCUCAUGCACAGUUAGUUCGAGAAGUCGAUGUAGAGAAAGUGUCAACUUUUGAGAACCCCUACGUAGAUGCAAUAAGAAGUUUAUGGAAUGACCCUGGAAUCCAGGAAUGUUAUGACAGACGACGGGAAUAUCAGUUAUCGGAUUCAACUAAAUACUAUCUUAAUGACUUGGACCGCAUCGCAGAUCCGGCCUACCUGCCAACUCAGCAAGAUGUGCUUAGAGUUCGAGUCCCAACAACAGGGAUCAUUGAAUAUCCGUUUGACUUACAAAGUGUCAUUUUCAGAAUGGUGGAUGUAGGAGGCCAACGAUCGGAAAGAAGAAAAUGGAUACAUUGCUUUGAAAAUGUCACAUCUAUCAUGUUCCUAGUAGCCCUUAGUGAAUAUGAUCAAGUGCUUGUGGAGUCGGACAAUGAGAAUCGAAUGGAAGAAAGCAAAGCACUCUUUAGGACAAUUAUCACAUAUCCAUGGUUCCAGAAUUCUUCAGUCAUUCUGUUCUUAAAUAAAAAAGAUCUCUUAGAGGAGAAAAUUAUGUACUCCCAUCUAGUUGAUUAUUUCCCAGAGUAUGAUGGACCACAACGGGAUGCACAAGCGGCACGAGAGUUCAUCUUGAAGAUGUUCGUAGACCUGAAUCCAGACAGUGACAAAAUUAUCUACUCCCACUUCACAUGUGCUACAGACACAGAGAAUAUCCGCUUUGUCUUUGCUGCUGUCAAGGACACGAUCCUACAACUAAACCUGAAGGAGUACAACCUGGUCUAACUGUGCCUAGGAGGCCCUCCAAGACCACCUUUGCGUGAUUGAAGAUAUACAAGAGGGACUGUAUUAUCUGUGAAAACAAUUUGCAUAAUACUAAUUUAUUGCCGGCCUGGACUCUGUGAAUGUCCACAGAGUUUGUAGUUAAUAUUAUGAUUUUAUUUAAACUAUACAGAGGAAAAAAGCAAAAGAUGCUGAAGUACAUUCACAGCACAUUUCCUCAUUUUUUAGGCAAAACCUUGUGACUCAAUGUGUUUUAAAUUCUCAGUCGUACACUCACAAAGGAUAGCAGUUUGUUUGCUAUUGAAGCAAAGUCAAGCUGGUUUCCUCUUUCCCCGACCCUUUCUCUCCCCCUCCUUCCCCUACCCUCUUAUCUUUUUAAAGGUACAAUGGCCUUUGUUUCCCCAGUUGCGUUCCUUGGUAAAAUAUUUUCUGUUGAGUGAUCAGGAAAAUACUAUCAUCUGAAUUUAAGACAUCAGACAUUCUAAUUUUACAGUAUGUACUUUCUCUGAAGGAUCAAAAGUAUUGAUACUGUGAUUUUUAAAUUCUUGACAUGGAUGUUUUCAUUCUGUCUUCGCUUUUGGAGCUAGAAUAUUUGCAAUUGCAAAAUAGAAUUACAGUUAUGUAUGAAUUUUAAGUUUAACCAUACUCUCGCAGCUCAGAAGGAUGCACAGAAGACAGUAAUGAAAUAAUUAGGACACAAACCUGGGAUAUACGUGGAAUAUGAUAGAAUCUCUUUUUAAUUGCCAUGUGCCAAUUUUUUCUCUUUUCUUUUACUCACAAAUGCCAAACAAAAAUGUCAUAGACACUACAUUUUCCCUAGUGGCUAUAGCCUGAAACAGUGUUUUUUUCAGUUGUGUGGGUUUUUUCUUAAGUUAGAGCUUUUUAAAAUGUUUUUUUUCCACAGUAGAAAAAUUAUUUUUUAUUGUAUAAGACUAAUGUUGCCAAAUCUGGCUUUUUAUAAAACCGAUACUCUUGAAACGUGAGAUACUGAUUAAAAUGCCAAGUUGAUGGAUUGGGAACUGACCUGGUUGAGUCAACUGCCAAAUGAUAAACAAACAUAGUUUCAGCUCAUGUGUUCCCUUUUUUAGAAAGUGUUCCAUUUUCUAAUGCCAAAAACAACAGUGUGAGUGAAUAUGCUACUAGGUGCACCAUGCACAUGCAUAUGGUCUACUAAUUUGAAAACAGUUUAACUCUCUCCUUAUGUCAGAGAUGGCAUGAGAUUGCAUAGAAUGUUUUCUGUGAUAAUAUCAAGGCACCUUUAGUUGUACAACAUGAAAUUAUUGAUGAGUGAUCACACUCAGGAACCUUUCUUGGUAAGGUUGCUUGUUAACUGAUUCACAGACAUUUGAUAGGCUUUGCGCAAAAUAGCCUCUCUCGAUGUUCUUUAAAAAUAAUUAUUAAUGUACAUGAAAUGGUGAGAAAAAAAUCACUCUAGAAAUUUAAAUGUGCAAUUUUUUUAACAACAAAAAUACAGCACACGUUGAUGAGCCUUUAUUCUGCAGCUUGGGUUGGAAAGUGGUUUUUGACCAGAUACGUGAUUGCUAGGAAGCUACAGAGAACUCAGAGGUCAGACAUGUAAUUGGAUUGAUUAUCUGCAAUGCUAAGUAGCACUAGAGUGCACUUAACACAGAGAUUGCUGCCUCAUUAGCCGCAGAGGGGAGGUGGAAAAAAGAAUGGCGGGUUAGUGGAGGACCCAAGUUACC